AUGUUCACGCGGGAAUUCCGCCACUCGGGGCACGCGGAAGCCCUGGGUAAAGAUUUGUGGGGAUUGCGAAGCCUGAAUGUGGCCACGGACUCGCGACUCAUGAGUGGUACAGAAUGUUUCUCAGUCCACAGUUGUGUUCUAGCUUGCAAUUCUCCGUAUUUGGAACAUUUUUUCCAAACCCAAACAUCGACGAACCCGGUGUUCGUGUUGCCCAAAGCAGAGCCGAAAUCUGUCAUGCACCUUUUAGAAUUCAUGUACACGGGCGAAACGCAAGUAGAAGUGGAUCAGCUGACAGAAUUUGGUGAACUGGCAAACCUGCUGGAUGUUAGGGUAUUAAAGGAACUAUGGCCACUCGAAACGAUCGAGGUGAAGAAAGAGAUUAGUGAUGCUGAAGAAAUUAACCUACCCGUUUCCCCACCGCCGAAGAACCGGGCCAGAGGUGGCCCAAAAAGCAAGCGGAAGUCCGUAGACUUUGAUUUAGAAUUGGAUUCGAGCAUGGAAUUCGAAGAAUUACCGGCAGUUGUUGCUCCGCCUGAUGACAUGAUUUCGGUAAAGAGUGAAACAGCGGCUACUACAGAAGUCCCUAAGGUUGAAAGAUUUACAGUGGAAGUUCCGCCUCAGUUUGACGUGAUGGAAAUCAUGAAAACUCAAAAGGGAAAUGACAAAUUAGCGUACAAAGGAUACGUGUACAGCAAGGACAGGAAGUAUGUCGAUCGGGUAUCAUGGCGUUGUGAGCAGCGGUACUGCAAAGGUCGUGCUACAACACCAUUGGAUUUCGAAGAAUAUGAAGGACGAGAUGUUGUUACGAUUACUCAGCUACAUUCACACCCUGCUUCAGCAGUAAGAGUUGAAGUACUGAGAGCCCGAACAAAAGCUUUAAAUGCUGCGACAGGAAACCAAGCACCUGAGGAAAUUGUUGCCAAUGCAGUUGCAGGGCUUUCUGAAGAAGCCAUGAACGAAAUUGGUUCUGGUAAAGGUUUUAUUCAAGCCAUCAAACGCAAGAGGAGAUUAAUGCAUGGGUCAACGUAUGAGGCUCCAUCACCGGCUGGCCAAAUAGUGCAAGACUGCUAUGGGAAUGAAUUUUUUCAGCAAAUUGGCAGGGGCGUCAUCCGAUGCAUUGUAUCCAGUGAGCAUUCAAGAAGCAGACCGAUUUUUUUGCAGUAUCUGCUCGAAGCAGUUUGGAAGGAAGGCAUCUGCCAAGAUCCGAAUGCCCAACGUUUGAAUAUUGUUUUUACGAAUGCGUCUGUGGUGUUCAACUCCAUAGAUACACUGUGGUUUGAGCUGUUUCCGGGAAGAAGCCAUCUUGGCCAUGGGACUCUUGGAAGUCCACGCGAAACAGCUGGGAGAGAACGUGAAGUACUGAACAGUACCGGAACAGCUAACGAAUCCGUCAUGAAGAAUAUCCACGGGAUUAUCAAUAGCUGGGAUUACUGCGUCGUUCUCAUCUGCGUGUUAACGGCCUUCCACCUGGAGAGGUUUUAUUUCGCGAUGCUUCUCACCGAGCUCAUUAGCGUUGACAGCAAAAGGCAUGCGGAAGCCCUGGGCAAGGAUUUGUGGGGAUUGCGAAACCUGAAUGUAGCCACAGACUCGCGACUCAUGAGUGGCACAGAAUGUUUUCCAGUCCACAGUUGUGUCCUAGCCUGCAAUUCACCGUAUUUGGAACACUUUUUCCAAACCCAAACAUCGACGAACCCGGUGUUCGUGUUGCCCAAAGCAGAGCCGAAAUCUGUCAUGCACCUUUUAGAAUUCAUGUACACGGGCGAAACGCAAGUAGAAGUGGAUCAGCUGAUAGAAUUUGGUGAACUGGCAAACCUUCUGGAUGUUCGGGUAUUGAAGGAACUGUGGCCACUGGAAACAAUCGAAGUCAAGAGAGAAAUGAGCGAUGCUGAAGAAAUCACCAUGCCUGCGUCCCCACCUCCAAAGAUCCCUGCCAGAGGCAUGCUAAGGAGAAAGCGGAAGCUUGUAAACUUCGUACCGGAGGAGGAUUCGGGCAUGGAAUGUGUUUUACGUGAGAAUGCGAAUGAGGUCUCUGAAAUAAAUCCAAGCAGUUCAACUGCUGAUCAUGAGAUGUUGAAGAUUGAUUGUUUGCCUGAAGCUGUCGACGUAGUGAAGAGCGAAGCAGAUGUUACUGAAUCAGCCCAUCAGAAUAAACCUGCAGUAAAUGUUCCUCCCAAAUUUGCCGUGAUGGAAAUUAUGAAAUCACAAAUGGGAAAGGACAAAAUGGCCUACAAGGGCUAUGUGUACUGCAGGGAUAAAAAGAAAUCUAAUUGGAUCACUUGGCGUUGUGAGCAGCAGACCUGCAAAGGACGUGCUACAACACCUUUAGCACUCGAUGAAUACGAAGGACGGGAUGUUGUCACUGUCAAUCAAUUGCAUUCUCACCCUGCCUCUGCAGUACGAGUCGAAAUUCUGAGGGCCCGGACAAAAGCUCUUAUAGCUGCAACAACGGGAAACCAAGCCCCUGAGGAAAUUGUUGCCAAUGCAGUCGUGGGGCUUUCGGAAGAAGCCCUGAGUGAAAUUGAUUCUGGGAAAAGUUUCAUUUAUACCAUCAAACGCAAAAGGAGACAGCAGCGGGGUCCAAUUUGUAGGGCUCCAUCACCAGCUGGUCAAAUAGUGCAUGACUGCUAUGGAAAUGAAUUUUUGCAGGUUGUCGGUUAUGUGGGUGAAACAAAGCCAGGCAUGGACGUGAAGCAAUCUGAGGACAAGUUCAUGUUUGCUCAGGAAGAAGCCAUCCUGACCAUGGAAUCUUUUGAAGUCUCCGCUGAGGAACGUCGAAGAAAAUGA
Molecule: messenger RNA, 2784 nt
Organism: Notodromas monacha
Lineage: Eukaryota; Metazoa; Arthropoda; Ostracoda; Podocopida; Cyprididae
Source: the annotation of a GenBank genome assembly